AUGUCGUCGGAGCGCUACAAAGGUGGUCGGAGAUCGGCAGAAGGACGAGGUGGCAAGCAUGGGCACGCAGGUCGACCAUCGGAAAGGGUGCAGAGGCUCAAUGCGGACAGCGAGCUGGAGAGCAGCGUCCAGAACAUGUACGCGAGAGCCGAGAGCAGUACGACGGAGGCUUCCACUCGACCUGCCUCUUAUACCCGGGAUGCUGCGAGGUGUCAUGUGCUUGGCCUCCCUUGGCAACCCCCAAGUCUCAGCAGCAUGUGCGUGGAUCGAGCUGCUAGGUACUUCAACACGCACGUGUUGCCUGCUUAUAGCACAGGCCCCAUUGUUGCAGGAGAAUCACGCGCAGUACAGACAGCCAAGCGCUCAGAUCGAUCCCAUCACCCUUCCUCCAAACGUCGACGUGGCGCCCAGAGACCAUUUGGCGCGCCGCCAAACAAGGACGCCGACGACGACGAUGCAGACUACCAGCCGGAGGAGGCUGAGGUAGCGACAUAUGCGGCGACUUCUUCAUCUUCUUCUUCGCGACAAGCACGGCAAGCUGCAGAGUCUGGGACAUCGGCGAGCAGCUCUGUCAUCCCUGUUAGUGCUCUAUCGGACCAGCCGCCUCCUCCCAGCGGCACAUAUGCACAAGAGAUGCACAGAGCCAAUCAUGAGCUCCUUCUCGCAAUCCCAUCAGAGCUCUCGUCAAGCCUGCUUAAAGCCGUCGCCAAGCAUCGCCCGGAGAUUCUGACGACCCACGUACUUUGUUCCUAUUUUACGAGGUGUGAUCGACUACUGCUUUCAUCUUCAAUACCUCAGCUGCUUAGCAAAGCACCACUAGCUCGCUUCCUUGGCAACGUGGGAGAGAAGGCGGACGCAUUGAGGAUCAUUUCGCUCAGAGGACUGACGAACCUGUCUGAUGAUGCUGCGCAGAAGCUAUUCACAAUUGCGACGCGUCUUGAAGAGGUGAGCAGCUCGAGCAGCUCUGCGAGUGGGUCAGGGCUUUCUUGCUCAACAAAUUCUGUGUUGUUCUCUGAAGGUGGACCUAUCAGGCUGUGCUCGCAUCAGUGCGAAGACCCUGGAGGUGCUCGUGAGCCACAAUCCACGGUUGCAUACCCUCAACAUCUCAUACACCGACGCUGGUCCGGCAGGAUUGGAAGAAGCGCUCCUUGCUAGACGUUUGCGUGUGCUGAAAGCUGCAGAUGUCCUUGGUCUUGUGAGAUGUCGUGAGGGCAUUUCACCAUUUUGGCUCAGGAUGGCUGAUUCCCGAUAUGCUCGACUUGCCCUGCAGACGGGAAAAGCAGUGACUACUGCCGUCAAUCGCGCAAUGGCACGCGCUGCGGAGGUUGAGCAUCCAUUCGUGCCUCUACUUGAGCUUCGCAAGCUAAAGGUCAAGGUGAAUUGCAACUGCGCGUCGCGGCGCCCUCAUGUCUUCUCAGCAAUGGUCCUCUUCCUUCCAGAAUACGAUCAUCGACGAGGUAGGCCUUGGCGCGCUAAUCAAACUCUGCGGAGCAAGAUUGGAAAGCCUAGACAUCAGCUAUACUGCCCUGCGGACGCUCAUGUCCUUGGAGACAGGUCCAGUGUCCAGCGGGUCACCUAGCAAGCUGCAGAAGCUCGUUCUGAAUGGGUUGAAUUUGUCAAAGGGCACAAGCCUCUCCCAGCUCAUCGAGUGGUCUGCACCUACUCUAUUGAACCUCCAAUGCUCUGAUAUUGACGAUGAGCACUGCUGGAGGUGGAUCACGCGCCUCGAGGGGAGAGAUACGUGUCCCUUGAGGAAGCUGGUGAUUGGCGAUACUUGUUUUCAAAGGUCCUUGACAAGUGAAAGCCAGGAGAUAUGUCGCACAUUUCCAUCGCUCAAGGUAAGCAGCAGCAGAAUGUCCACACAAGUAACGCGCAAGCUGACCCGGUUUUAUUCUAUUCUUGAGGCCCUGGUUCUCAAGGGCAAUGUUCUGUACCUUGACAGCGAAGAUCUACCUUUGCAGAGACUCGAGGGAUCAGCGCUGUUUCGAAGCGAUACAACCCUGUGAGCGGCGCCAAACCUCUGCUAUUUUGUUUCGUGCCGCAACAUGCGCCACUGCGCUCGGUAGACCUUUCAGAUAGCGGCCUGGGCAGAGAGGAGGUGGCCGAUCUCGUGUUGAGGAGUCCUUUCUUGGAGGUCAGUGAUUGCUGGCGAUUAUUUUUGUUGCAGUGGCUCAUCGUAUCGCCUGCACCUUCUUGCUGCGGUUGAACGCUUGCUGCAGUCCAUCAACUUGACCGGAUGUCGUAGCAUCCCAGUGCAACAGCGACGCUCAUACUUUGAGGUGAGGAGCAGCGAGCAGCGCAUGCGAUGCAGAGUGCCUCGUCCGGGUUUUGACUGCUGCGAUUUUGCUUCACUGCCACAGCAUUUCGACGUUGCCUACGCCAACGAGAUAGCCGCCUUGAGAGAGCAGCAUCCACACCAAGCAGCGAUGUUUCGCUGA
Molecule: messenger RNA, 2438 nt
Organism: Ceraceosorus bombacis
Lineage: Eukaryota; Fungi; Basidiomycota; Exobasidiomycetes; Ceraceosorales; Ceraceosoraceae
Source: the annotation of a GenBank genome assembly